AUAUUCCUCACAGUACCGGAAAAGAAAUCUGGCGACGUUCCUGAUUUCCUCGUGUAUGCAGCGUCUGCGGCGCACGUGUACGACGGUUUUACGAAAAUCGUAUUAAACAUUUUUUGUAUUAUAUUUCAUCGAUAAAACUCAGAAUGGGUAAACCAGGUUUUUCACCGGCUGGAGGAGGUGGCGGUGGAGGCUUUGGUGGUCGUGGAGGUGGAGGGGGUUUCGGAGGAGGUCGAGGUGGAACCCCUAGAGGAGGACGCGGUGGAGGUCGUGGAGGUAGUCGCGGAGGCGGCGGUCGUGGAGGGUUUGGUGGCCGUGGUGGUGGAGGGGGUUUUGGAGGAGGUCGAGGUGGAACCCCUAGAGGAGGCCGUGGUGGAAGUCGUGGGGGUGGCCGGGGAGGACGAGGUGGAGGUGGUUUCAAAGGAGGAAAGACUGUUAUAAUUGAACCUCAUCGUCACGAAGGAGUAUUCAUUGCUAGGGGAAAAGAAGAUGCUCUAGUCACAUUAAAUUUAGUCCCUGGAUCCGAAGUAUAUGGAGAGAAAAGAAUAAGCGUCGAGGGUGAAAAUGGUGAAAAAGUUGAAUACAGAGUUUGGAAUCCCUUCAGAUCCAAACUCGCUGCUGCCAUUCUUGGUGGAGUCGAUCAGAUUCAUAUGCCUCCUGGAAGUAAAGUAUUAUACUUAGGAGCUGCCUCAGGAACUACAGUAUCGCAUGUGGCGGAUGUUGUUGGACCGGAAGGGUUGGUAUAUGCAGUAGAAUUCUCGCACAGAUCAGGAAGAGAUCUUAUUAAUGUGGCUAAAAAACGAACGAAUAUCAUCCCCAUAAUCGAAGAUGCCAGACAUCCCCAUAAAUAUAGAAUGUUGGUUGGCAUGGUGGAUACAGUGUUUGCAGACGUUGCGCAACCUGAUCAAGCAAGAAUUGUUGCCUUGAACGCGCAAUAUUUCCUCAAGAAUGGUGGACACUUUGUUAUCUCCAUUAAGGCAAGUUGUAUAGACUCAACGGCACAGCCGGAAGCAGUGUUUACGGCAGAAGUGAAGAAGCUAAUCGCAGACAAACUAAAGCCACAAGAACAGAUCACACUGGAACCAUAUGAGAGGGACCAUGCAGUUGUUGUUGGCGUAUUUAGGCCACCAGCUAAAAAGUCUGGCUAAAUUUUUAAUUGUAAUAAAUAUGAUAAUUCAUAGGACGGUAAAAAGUCAUAUUUUUCCAUGAUCAUUCUCUGAUAGAUAACUGUUAGCGGUAUUAUACUCCAGUUUUAUUUCUGUGAACGUGAUACACAGAAAAUCGGAUUUAAGUCAUUUAAUAUGACUAGAGAAUAAAAUAACAGUUACUUUACAUAAGAUUUAUAAAAAGGCCACUUCCAAUUAGACAAAUAUAUUAUUUGUUCUAAAGAAACAUGGUCAUGAAAUCCAAUUGCAAAUGUAAAAAUGCGCUCAGCAAUCGGUCCUAGUAACGAAAACUUUUUGAAAUGUUAAAUUUUGUAUGGUUACAUGGCUGGCUGACGAGUGCUUUUACAAAUGAUUCUUGUGUUAAUGUAUUGACAGAGCAGUUUAAGAAAACGGAACUAUAAUUUCACAAUUUACGUUCAAAUUAUCGUAAGGAAUUCUAUAAAUGUAUCUAAUUUUAUAAAUAAACUAUACUUGUAUUAUUCCGAUCGGUACA
Messenger RNA from Cephus cinctus (wheat stem sawfly), 1656 nucleotides. RefSeq names its product rRNA 2'-O-methyltransferase fibrillarin (gene Fib). The transcript is spliced from 5 exons. Gene Ontology annotation, biological process: box C/D sno(s)RNA 3'-end processing; rRNA methylation. NCBI's taxonomy places the organism in Eukaryota, Metazoa, Arthropoda, Insecta, Hymenoptera, Cephidae. Gene Ontology annotation, molecular function: RNA binding; rRNA methyltransferase activity; histone H2AQ104 methyltransferase activity. The coding region runs from base 144 to 1145 and encodes 333 amino acids. The record is from RefSeq and is a predicted model, not a curated record. Gene Ontology annotation, cellular component: small-subunit processome; box C/D methylation guide snoRNP complex; nucleolus.